Messenger RNA from Sesamum indicum (sesame), 3239 nucleotides. RefSeq lists its product as uncharacterized. Lineage: Eukaryota; Viridiplantae; Streptophyta; Magnoliopsida; Lamiales; Pedaliaceae. The record is from RefSeq and is a predicted model, not a curated record. Gene Ontology annotation, biological process: protein phosphorylation. Gene Ontology annotation, molecular function: ATP binding; protein binding; protein kinase activity.
CCUAUUACAGCAUGCGAGCUUGCUAACAUACGUUAUGGCCAAGGAUUCAUUUUUCUCUUGCACCACAAUCAUAUUUUGCUUCCUCAUCCUUUUCUUUUACUUUGUUAUUAGGCCAUCAACGUGUGCGAAUGAUGGGACGGACAGGGUGGCCUUGCUAGCGCUAAAGGCUGCUAUAGACGAUGAUCCGUUUGGGGCGUUGAGGUCUUGGAACGAAACGAUGCACUUUUGCAGGUGGCAAGGUGUGACAUGCGGUCAUAGACACCGCGAUAGAGUUGUCUCUAUAAACCUCAGGUCUCAAGGCUUGGUGGGGUCACUUUCGCCUCAUUUAGGUAAUCUCUCAUUCCUCAGAAGCAUCAUUCUUCAAAAUAACAGCUUCCACGGCCAAAUUCCAGAAGAAAUUGGUCGUUUGAGGCGCCUUGAGUACGUAGAGUUUAGCAAUAAUUCUUUUGGCGGUGAGAUUCCAAGAAACCUGACACAGUGCCGAAAUCUUUACUACCUUAACUUGAUUGCCAAUGACCUGACAGGAACUGUAUUCCCAGAACUAGGAUCUUUGUCCAAACUUGAAGCUUUAGGCCUGUCAAGAAACAGACUCUCAGGAACUAUCCCUCCUUCCAUUGGAAACCUUACACUUCUGAACCUACUUUCGUUGGGAGAUUGUGGCCUGGAAGGACAAAUUCCAGGGUCACUUGUCCAACUUCAAAGCCUGAGAUUGCUCCAGUUGGCUGGAAACCGAUUAACUGGUCGUAUUCCUUCUGGCCUUUUCAACAUUUCCACCAUCUUUACAUUUGUAGUGAGGUCAAAUCGACUUGAAGGAACCAUUCCUCCUGAUGUAGCUUUCACACUGCCUAAUGUUAGGAAUCUUGAUCUGGGAGAGAACCAGUUCACUGGAGAAAUUCCGAUUUCUUUGUCAAAUGCUUCCUCCCUGACAGCUAUAAAUUUGUCAUCCAACAAUUUUACAGGGCCGAUGAUGAAUAACUUGGAACGACUUACAAAUCUUGAGUACUUUUUCUUGUCAAAGAAUAACUUCUGGGGUGAUUUCAGUUUCAUUUCUUCAUUGACAAACUGCACGAGCUUGCAAGUUCUUGGGGUCAGUCUAAAUCUCCUCAAUGGUUCUUUGCCUGAUUCCAUUGCUAAUCUUUCCAGCCACCUUACCCACUUAUCAUUGGCUAGUAAUCAAAUACAUGGAAGCAUUCCUUUCGGCAUUGAACAACUUCUCAAUCUCACUUACUUGAAUUUAAGAAAUAAUUAUCUUUCCGGGCCGAUCCCUUCCUCCAUUGGCAAGCUUGUUAAGUUGCAAGAACUCUAUUUGGAAGCAAACAGAUUCACAAAUGAUAUACCACCUUCAUUGGGAAAUUUAACUUUGUUGAAUCAUCUGUACUUGGGUUACAACAAUAUUUCUGGAAAUAUACCUUGGAGUUUCAGCAACUAUCGCAACUUGUUAACCUUUGAUCUUUCUCACAACAAUCUCAACGGUGAAAUACCUCGAGAAAUUAUAAGCCUCUCCUCCGUUUCCAUUUCAUUUAGUCUAGCCUACAAUGCACUUACAGGACCUAUUCCACCAGAAGUUGGGCUUCUGAGAAAUCUAGCAGACUUAGAUUUGUCCAAUAAUCUGUUAUCAGGAUUUAUCCCAAACACUUUGAGCACUUGUGUUAGCCUGCAACGUCUUCACCUGGAGGGAAAUUCAUUUGAUGGAGAAAUACCUGAAGGAAUAAGUGCUUUAAGUGGUCUACAGGACUUGGAUCUUUCGAGAAAUAACCUGUCAGGGCCAAUUCCAAAUUUUCUAGCUGAUCUUCGUCUGUUAAGUUUGAAUCUCUCUUUCAAUAGGUUGCAAGGGGAAGUCCCAUUAUCAGGAGUGUUCAAAAAUAGGAGUGCAAUUUCAGUUGAUGGAAACAAUGAUUUAUGUGGAGGUAUCGCUGAGCUGAAGUUACAUUCUUGUCCAUCACAUCCAAUAAAGAGAAAGUUCCCAAAGGUUCUGAUAAUUAUAAUCCCAGUGGUUGUUGGAAGUCUGUUUUUUAUUUUAAUGGGGUUUGUUUACUUAUUUGUGCACAAAAGAAGAACGUUGGGGAAAAACAGGACUUCCAUGGAAUCAUUCAAGGGCCAGUUUAUGAGGCUUUCUUAUCGAGAUCUGCUGCAAGCCACUGACGGGUUCUCUGAGGCUAAUUUGAUUGGUGCUGGACGGUUUGGAUCUGUUUACAAAGGAAUACUUAGUGAUGGAGAAACAAUGGUGGCGGUGAAGGUUCUCAAUCUCAAUGUAAAGGGAGCUUCAAACAGCUUCAUGGCAGAAUGCAAUUCAUUAAGAGGGAUAAGGCACAGAAACCUUCUCAAAAUAUUAAGCAUCUGUUCUAGCACAGAUUUCCAUGGUCGGGAUUUUAAGGCAUUAGUUUAUGAAUUCAAACCCAAUGGGAGUUUGGAGAAAUGGUUACAUUACAAUGCAGAGGAAGAAAGUGAACAAGGUGAAAACAGAAAAUAUCUUACCAUGAUUCAGAGGCUGAACAUAGCUAUUGACAUUGCAUCUGCACUCGAGUACCUUCAUUUUGGUACCGACACAACUAUCAUUCAUGGUGAUGUGAAGCCGAGUAAUAUUCUUUUGGAUGAAGAUAUGACUGCCCAUGUUGGUGACUUCGGACUAGCCAAAGCUAUCUCCAACUUAUCAAAAGAUUUUCCUGCGCACGGAAGCAGUUCAGCUGCAAUCAAGGGGACCGUUGGCUAUAUUGCUCCAGAAUAUGGCAUGGUAGACAUGGUUUCAACACAAGGGGAUGCAUACAGCUACGGUGUUCUUCUGCUGGAGAUGUUCACAAACAGAAGACCAACAAAUGAUGCAUUUGAGGAUCAUAUAAACCUUCACAAUUUUGUUAGCAGUGCCUUACCAGGCUGCAUAACAGAAAUAGCAGACCCAUUUUUGCUUCAAGAACUUAACAUAAAUGACGAGAAAAGGGAAUGCAUGGUUUCUAUAUUAACUAUUGGAGUGGCAUGCUCAGAGGAACUUCCUAGGGAUCGAAUGUCGAUGACAGAUGCUGUUAAUGAGCUGAAGAAAAUAAGAAUUCCUCUUCUUGUUGAGAGAGCCAACUAGUUAUCAAGUUCUGUGGCAACUUUUCAAAUGGAUUCUCAAUUGUAUUUCGCUUUGUGUCCAACAUUCUGGGCAGUUACUGUAAGAAGCAGAAAAGGUGAAAUCAGAUUGUUUUAGUGAAAGUCUGUGAUAUCAAUCAGUAAGUGUAAUGAAAACUAUUAUUAAACAACAU